This is a messenger RNA of Morus notabilis, 1452 nucleotides long. RefSeq lists its product as uncharacterized. Bases 121 to 888 code for a protein of 255 amino acids. NCBI's taxonomy places the organism in Eukaryota, Viridiplantae, Streptophyta, Magnoliopsida, Rosales, Moraceae. The record is from RefSeq and is a predicted model, not a curated record. The transcript has 6 exons.
CAUUUUUCGUCGUUAGCGAGCGAGCGAGCGAGAGAGAGAGAGAGAGAGAGAGAGAGAGAGAGAGAGAGAGAGGUUCCAGCUUUGAAGGCUUUCAAGCUCGGAGAUGGUAACACUUCAAAAAUGGCUUAUUCGAGAAGAUUCCUUUAUCCAUUCGGACAAACUCUCACUCUAAUAACCUCUUCUAGUACAUGUUCUUCUCAGCCCAGACAAUUCUUCUAUGUCAAAUUGAAACCUCUAAAGAGGUUAUUAAAGGGUUUUGAACCCGCACUUUGUAGCCGAUUCUCUGAAUUUCGGUGUAAAUCAAUCGGUCGAACGACAUAUUUUCGGAAUACUUAUUUCUCAGGAAGUACAACUAGAAUUGGAUGCAUUCUUGCUGUGUCUGCUGUGUUUGGAUCAAUCAUCUUUCGGCCUCAUGUUUCAUAUGCUAUGGAUGGACUUGACAUUUUGGGGCAUGAUGACAUAGAACCGUGGCAUGCUUCAGAUGAAGAAGAAAAUCCACAUGCCCUCUGGAAAUUUGCAAAGAAAUUCUGGCUGCCUGUUUUUUUCUUUCUCACUGUGUUGUCACACUUGGAUGAUCCUGUUACAAUAAUUGCACUCAAAGUUAUUCUUUUCCUCCUUAGCACGAAGCCUAGUCCUUUCUCGGUCUAUGUUUUUGUUAAUGAGUUUUGUCAUCAGUUGAUGCGCCAAGAGCCUCACUUGUACAACAUAAAGUCACUAUAUGCGCACAAAGUCGAAGUUCAAGACUACAAGCUUCUCUGCCUUGCAAGAGUGGAAGUAAAAGAUCAGGAGUUUACUUUAGUUGGAAUUCUUGGUGGUUGGUGGGCUUUGCCUAGGCUAAGUGAAGGACCAUUUUCUCUUCUCAGACUUAAAGCUGUUAGGCAACCUUAAGGAACUAUAAAACCACAACAGUUUGGAUUCAGCUCUGCUUUCUUUUACUGUACAUUCAAGGUCAUUAAAUUCAGCUUCUGAGGAAACAUCCCAUUUGACUUCCAAAAGAAAAAACACCAUGGAAAUGCUUUUAAGCUCCAUUGUAUUAGUUACUAAAAAUAAAAACAUCUUCAGACCUUUAUUUGCACAUAAAACAAUCACUACACUGAUUUGUUUUUACAUAAAGUUCUAUUAUGGAGGAGAAAAUGAUCUGUUUCUGGAUUGAAAUCAUAGGAUGGUCCAGAGAACAUCCCACUUCCCAUCCCACUGAGGAGUACGAGGAUUAUUGGGAGAGAACAGACAAUCAUCAUAAAAGAAAGGAUUCUUGUUUAGUUAUUUUCUUGGAGGAUUUUGAUCUGUUUCUGAAUUUUCCUGGUGACUUGCUUCUCCACCGAUUGCUUGCUUCUUCCAAGCUCAAGGGGUUGUUGGCUCAAGUGGGUAGUGGGACUUGAAGUUCACUUGGCUGCUAAAGCUGCCAUGAGCCUCCAUAAUGUUAUGUAAAUUAGGCUACAUGGCAUAUUUACA